Cyclocybe aegerita is the source of this 1647-nucleotide messenger RNA. Lineage: Eukaryota; Fungi; Basidiomycota; Agaricomycetes; Agaricales; Hemipholiotaceae. The record is from the annotation of a GenBank genome assembly.
AUGACUUUCCACCAAAUGGUUUCUAGAGGACUCAUACUGCCGCCGAUAUUUGCGCUAUUGACACUGCAAGUCGGAGCAAAGCCGCAAAGCUCUCCGGCGUCGCUAGUUAAAUUAUCUUAUGGCUCUUUCGAGGGCAAGUUAUCAGCAAAUCUUGUCGAAUUUCUAGGCGUGCCAUUUGCCUCACCCCCUGUUGGACCUUUCAGAUUCGCCCCGCCAAUAAAGCCGAAAGUGUUCCAUGGAACUCGUCAAGCCACUGCUUUUGCUCCUGCUUGUCCCCAACAAGCAAUGGAAGUUCCGCAGUUUCCAGGCUUCCUUAUUCCUCCCGCCAACAUUUCCGAAGACUGCCUCUAUCUCAACGUCAUCAAGCCAGCGACUAUCGCACCUGGGGCAAAGCUCCCAGUUCUUUUCAAUAUAUUCGGAGGUGGCUUCCAAAUCGGGGACACGACGCAAAUCCAUGGCGAUAGCUUGGUCAAUAGGUCUCUGAACCUUGGAGAGCCAAUUAUUUACGUGGCAGCAUCCUAUCGUAUUAAUGCUUUCGGUUUCCUGGGCGGCAAGGAAGUUCAGGCUGCUGGACUAGGGAACGUGGGUUUACUGGACCAGAAAUUUGCUCUUGAAUGGGUUCAGAAGCACAUUGCGGCAUUCGGCGGUGACCCAAAGAAAGUUACAAUCUGGGGAAUAAGCGCUGGCGCGGUUUCCGUCGGCUUACAUAUGCUACAGAACGAAGGCAGUACACAAGGUCUGUUCCGCGCCGGAGCUAUGCAAUCCGGUUCUCCAAUCCGUCUCCCCGGUAUUCUUCGGCAACAGAAAUUUUUCGACAGCCUCGUCGCCGACACGAACUGCACCGCAUCGUCCGACAAGUUGAAGUGCCUUCGAGAUGCACCAUUCGACCAGCUAGUGGCCGCGAUCAACCGGACGCCUAGCAUAUUUUCUUACGAAAGUAUGAACCUCGCAUGGCAGCCUAUGGUUGAUGGAAAAGUCAUCGUUAUUUUCGUUGUCCACGACAAACAUCACGUUCGUUCAUUCAUUCCUCGCGUCCUCGUCUCACCUCGGACCCUUCAACACAGGACCAACGCGCAGUAUAUUGAGUACAUGAAAUCCAACUAUUUCCCAAACCUCACGGAUAAGGAUUUAUCGGCUUUCGGGUCAGCUUAUCCAGACGAUGUUACCCAGGGCUCUCCAUUCUAUACAGGAAGCGCGAAUGCUUUAACACUACAAUAUAAACGAUUGGCAGCAGUCCAAGGAGAUUUGGCAUACCAGGCGCCACGUCGACUCUUCUCUGAGAUCGCAGCCAAGACGCAGCCCGUAUAUGGUUUUAGGUACAUGCGCCCCAGUCAACCACCAAUUUUAGGCAUUCGACACGGCGCUGACAGGGACGAGUUCGUCGGAGACGGCACUAAUCCAGACUUCAUCGGCACCGAUGCACUCAUCUACCUUACUCGCAAUGGCGAUCCGAAUCCGCCGAAGGAUUCGAAGAGCUUGCUUACAAUCGUCAAAUGGGAGCCUUACAGUUCGUCUUUGGAUCGACCGCCCCUACUCACCUUCGUCGACGGCGAGUCAUUGGUUAAUAUCACGUUCGACACGUAUAGAAGCGAGGCGAUGGAGCUGUUGAGUCGGCUCUCUCUGAAUGAGAUCGGGAAGCCUUUCUGA